AUGUCGCGACAUCAGUUUGAUUUAGUCAUGUGCUUGAAACUUCCAGGUUCCCAUAUCGGUCGCCUCUGUGAACGAUGUGAUGGGCGCUGUCCAAUAUGUGACUCUAAUGUUCGCCCAUUUUCAAAAGUAAGGAUAUGCGAUCAAUGUUCUUUCGGUAGCCAAGCUAAUAAAUGUAUAAUAUGUGGUAGUAAAGGUACUAGUGAUGCCUACUACUGUUGGGAAUGCUGUAAACUAGAAAAAAGUCGUGAUGGCUGUCCAAAAAUCCUAAAUGUUGGUAGUAAUAAAACUGAUAGACAUUUCGAGAAGAGACUGGCAGAAAGAUGA
Molecule: messenger RNA, 324 nt
Organism: Eremothecium sinecaudum
Lineage: Eukaryota; Fungi; Ascomycota; Saccharomycetes; Saccharomycetales; Saccharomycetaceae
Gene: RDS3
Product: U2 snRNP complex subunit RDS3
Exons: 1
Coding region: 1-324 (107 amino acids)
Biological process (GO): mRNA splicing, via spliceosome
Cellular component (GO): catalytic step 2 spliceosome; U2 snRNP; precatalytic spliceosome
Source: RefSeq, a predicted model, not a curated record